Suncus etruscus (white-toothed pygmy shrew) is the source of this 1305-nucleotide messenger RNA. It is a transcript of the gene DHRS7B, whose product is annotated as dehydrogenase/reductase 7B. The record is from RefSeq and is a predicted model, not a curated record. NCBI's taxonomy places the organism in Eukaryota, Metazoa, Chordata, Mammalia, Eulipotyphla, Soricidae. Gene Ontology annotation, molecular function: oxidoreductase activity. Gene Ontology annotation, cellular component: membrane.
GUCACGUCACUUCCGCAUGUGGAGGGUGAGAAUGCAGGUGGUGGAUUAUGAUCUCUGCAGCCACCAGGAAGAGUUGGCUGAAGGUGCGGACCAUGGACUGUAUCUCAUCAACAACUAUCCUGCCCCUUCUAUUGGGUUGCGUGGGACUUUAUAGCAUUUUUAAACUGCUGCAGCAUGUGUUCACAAAGAGUUGCCUCCAAAACUCGGUGGUGGUCAUCACAGGUUCUACCUCAGGUCUGGGGCGAGAAUGUGCCAGAGUCUUCUAUGAGGCAGGUGCAAGGCUGGUUCUCUGUGGACGGAACAAGGAGGCCCUAGAAGAGCUUGUAGAAGAACUCAUAGCUUCUCGGUGCUGCCCAGGUGAGCCAGGGGACCAGAAUCACAAACCUUGCACAGUGGUCUUUGACCUCACAGACCUUGACAGUAUAGCUGCAUCAAUAAACACAAUCCUAGACUGCUUUGGCUAUGUGGAUGUGCUCAUCAACAAUGCUGGGGAUCAGCUACCGUGGGAAAUCAUUGAUACUAGCAUCAACGUGGACAAAGUCAUGGACACAAAUUACUUUGGACCAGUUUGCCUUGACAAAAGGCACUCCUGCCCAUCCAUGAUGGCAAGGCAGCAAGGCCACAUCGUUGCCAUCAGCAGCAUCCAGGGCAAAAUCAGCAUUCCUUUCCGAUCUGCAUAUGCAGCCUCCAAGCAUGCAACCCAGGCAUUCUUUGACUGUCUGCGUGCAGAAGUGGAGCAGUAUGGGAUUGAAGUGACUGUGAUCAGCCCUGGCUACAUCCACACCAACCUCUCUCUCAAUGCCAUUACCGCAAGUGGGUCCAGAUAUGGAGUGAUGGACAAGAACACAGCCCAGGGCCGAAGCCCCAAGGAGGUGGCCCAAGAUGUCCUCACUGCUGUGGAGAAGAAGAAGAAAGAUGUUGUCCUGGCCAGCACAGUCCCUUCAUUGGCCAUUUAUCUUCGAACUCUGGCUCCUGGGAUCUUCUUCAAUCUCAUGGCCUCACGGGCCCGCAAGGAGCAGAAAUCCAAGGACUCCUAGUGCUGACAGCCAAUGAGGAAGUAGUACCUGUCUGUGUGCAGCUGCUGGAACAAGUAACAGUUGUAUGUGCUGAGACUUAACAGGAAAUCUGUCUCAGGGGUGGGGAAAACAACAUAAUGUCCUGCAACUCCAUGGCUGGGCCCUGCAGGCACUGGCACCAGAAAACAACCAGUCUCUUCCCAAAGUGAUCCUGAAGAAAUAAUUGUAGAACAGGACUUUAAGGGCUUUAAGAUAAUGAAAUAAAUGAAUGUGGCAGUAAGAGUCAUAA